UGCCAGUAUAAACUGCCCGUGAUCACCAUGCUCGCGAUUAAACAGAUAUUAGUCCUGAUUUUCGUCUCGUGCGCUGUGCUUAUGUUGUGCGAGGCGAGACCUGACAGCGCGGGUCAUGCUCCGUUGCCUGGACCAGGACUUUCAUAUGGUGGCAUUCCUUACGGCAGUAUGAGCGGCAACGUUGCUGAAUACUUCAGACAGCAAGGGCCAUCUAUCGGACGAGGUGGGAACUUCCACACCGCUGCUGCCAUAAAUUACGCGCCAAUUGAGCAGUUCUUAUAAUAGAUGGCGUAAACAAUAGUUAUAUUUAAUUUAUUUUUAUAGUCUUAUAUUCACGCUCAGGCCAAUUUCUUAUUAUUUGGGUUGAGUAUUCAUGUUUUAUAAUUAAGUGAUUCAAGAU
Molecule: messenger RNA, 400 nt
Organism: Nymphalis io (European peacock)
Lineage: Eukaryota; Metazoa; Arthropoda; Insecta; Lepidoptera; Nymphalidae
Exons: 3
Coding region: 28-282 (84 amino acids)
Source: RefSeq, a predicted model, not a curated record